GCAGAGAGAGAGAGAGAUUAUUGUGGGGUGAAGAAGAAAGAAUAUAUAAAUUGUUUUCUAGGGUUUCGCUUUUUUUUUUGAGAUUUAAAGUGAGAGUUUGAAAAAGAGAUUUCGAUCAGAAUGAGCGGAGACAACGGCGGUGGUGAGAGACGCAAAGGCUCCGUCAAAUGGUUUGACACCCAGAAGGGCUUCGGUUUCAUCACUCCUGACGACGGCGGCGACGAUCUCUUCGUUCAUCAGUCCUCCAUCAGAUCUGAGGGUUUCCGCAGCCUCGCUGCCGAAGAAUCUGUCGAGUUCGAGGUCGAAACCGACAACAAUGGCCGUCCCAAGGCCAUAGAUGUCUCUGGUCCCGACGGCGCUCCCGUCCAAGGCAACAGCGGUGGUGGUUCAUCUGGCGGUCGUGGCGGUUUCGGUGGCGGACGUGGUGGAGGCCGCGGAUCUGGUGCUAGCUACGGCGGUGGUGGUGGUGGUUACGGAGGUGGACGAGGCGGUGGCCGUGGAGGCAGCGACUGCUACAAGUGUGGUGAGCCCGGUCACAUGGCGAGAGACUGUUCUGAAGGCGGCGGAGGCUACGGUGGUGGAGGAGGUUACGGAGGAGGCGGACGUGGAGGAGGCGGAGGCGGUGGAAGCUGCUGCAGCUGUGGCGAGUCGGGACAUUUCGCCAGGGAUUGCACCAGCGGUGGACGUUAAAAGGAUCGCCGGUCCGACGGUAGAGAAGAGUGAAUCGGUCAUCUGACACAUGUUGAUCGGAGGAUCUUAGUCUCGCCGUGUUCUAUCUCUAUCUUAUUAUCCGCUUUUUGCUUAUUAUGUGAUGGGGUCUCUCUCUGUCCUUUUUAGUUUUUAAUCUUCUUAAUCUCUCUGGAUGGUUUCGGAUUAGUAGGACUUAUUUUGGUUAUGCUACUUAAUGGUUUUAUUAUGAUGACGAUGGUACUUGUCACUUGUGAUGGUUGAAAUGCUUGCUACUACUACUUGUGCUCUGUUUCAAGUGUUCAUAUGCAAAACAUUAUUCUGGGUUUUUGUU
This is a messenger RNA of Camelina sativa (false flax), 1021 nucleotides long. RefSeq names its product cold shock protein 2. Gene Ontology annotation, molecular function: nucleic acid binding; zinc ion binding. The record is from RefSeq and is a predicted model, not a curated record. Lineage: Eukaryota; Viridiplantae; Streptophyta; Magnoliopsida; Brassicales; Brassicaceae.